Pieris rapae (cabbage white) is the source of this 2284-nucleotide messenger RNA. It is a transcript of the gene HGTX, whose product is annotated as homeobox protein Nkx-6.2. Gene Ontology annotation, cellular component: nucleus. The record is from RefSeq and is a predicted model, not a curated record. Gene Ontology annotation, biological process: cell differentiation; regulation of transcription by RNA polymerase II. Lineage: Eukaryota; Metazoa; Arthropoda; Insecta; Lepidoptera; Pieridae. Gene Ontology annotation, molecular function: RNA polymerase II cis-regulatory region sequence-specific DNA binding; DNA-binding transcription factor activity, RNA polymerase II-specific. Bases 196 to 900 code for a protein of 234 amino acids. The transcript has 3 exons.
UUUGGUGUCGGACUUCGCGCGGUACCGUUGUGUACGGUUUUCGAAUGGACACCGAAUAAUUCGAAUUUGGAAUCAAUGGACUUUCUCAUUUGAAUUUCGAAUGUGAACUUUACUUCUCGUUACUUCCGGUGGCCGUAUUUUCGCAAUGUGUUGACGUUUGAACUUGUUUUAAAAUAGUGUUAGUGAACUGUCAAAAUGUCCGAGUUGCGUGGUUCUCCGCAACUAUCUAGGGCUGCGUUGGAGAAUGGUUUCGGGGCUCCGCUGGCUGCUCUAAGCUCUCUGGCUGAAGCACCUCCUCCAGCACCAAACCCGCAUGGGAUAGACCAUAUAUUAUCACGGCCAGCUGUUGGUUCCAACGUCGGGGCUGGUUUGCUGACUCCAAGAUUAUCUUUAGCGGCGGCCGCAGCGGGAAUGGCACACUACCUCCAGCACAAACCAUUAUACUGGCCAGGCUUUCAAGGACUUGUUUCCAAUCCUAUGGCGUGGAGAGAGCGGCUACAAACAAUGAGCAACGGUGCGCUAAGCGCCUGCGCAGGUCAGGGCGGCAUGGACAAGGACGGAAAGAAGAAACACACGCGGCCCACCUUCAGUGGACAGCAGAUAUUCGCUUUGGAGAAGACUUUCGAGCAGACCAAAUACUUAGCUGGGCCUGAAAGGGCAAAGCUUGCGUAUGCGCUCGGCAUGACAGAGUCGCAGGUUAAGGUGUGGUUUCAAAACAGAAGAACAAAAUGGCGGAAAAAACACGCGGCGGAAAUGGCGACGGCUAAACGCAAACAAGAGGAGCUUGGGGACGAGUGUGACGAGCAAGAAUCCCACGACGCGGACGCCUGUAGUGAUGAAGAUGACGCCAAACGACCGCGUCUCGACCUCCACAUGCAUCUGCCCCACCACCGGCAGUGAUCGCCCCAAGGCGCGGAAGCUUUGCCCCCCCGCGCCUACCAAACUGACUACAGAGACAACAGUGCAAGUGUUCACGAAUACUAUUACAAUUACGAUUACAAAGAUGUGGACGCGCCCUGUGAUCUUUCUAAUUACGAUAGAGGCCGCUAUGAAAAGGGGCAAAAAAGUGACACAGUGGACAGUGAUGUUAACGAAUCGGAUGAGCCCAUUAAUUUUGCGUAUUAUCACUUUUAAAUGAACUUAUUUCGUUGAAUAAAUGACAUUUGUCACGAAAUUUCUGUCUAGCUACGAGUUUGACAAAAUAUUGAACGCACACCAAAAGAACUGCUUUACAUUAAAUUUUUGACGGAGGAAUGUGAUUUCAUUAUAUUUGUGUUGAAUAAUUUAUCAAAUUCAGGGUAAACGUUGCGUACACAUUUUGCCCCACUUUCCCAAUAAAAAUGUUUCGUUACUGAUAGUUAUUAACUUAAAACGCAAUUAUUGUAAAUAAAUUAAUAUUAGGAACGUGAUGUAAGUAAUUUAUUAUAAAUUUAAAAUACCUUUAUUUAGGUGUACGUAUAUUGUAAACGUAUCGCGGUGCCAAUUUAAUAUAAAACUAAUCUUAUUUUAUGUAGCAAACUAUGAUCUAGAAUACUGCAGUAUCUUUACCAUGGCAAAACCAUUAAACAAUUUUCAACAACCAAUUUAUUUAAGCAUAAUAUGUAAAUAACAAAAAAGUUUAUUCAAGUACUAAAAAAAACAUAUUAAUUGUGCUGUAAAAUUAAAAAAAGAAAAACAAAGUCACUAACAAAUGCAUAUGUUCAAAAACACGAAAUAAAUCCAAUAUAUUAGUACAAUAGAUAGAUAAUAUCUUAUUUAUUAUUAAACAAAUUUCAACAGAAUAAAAAUUCUUAAAUAAUUUAUAUUCCUUUCAACUCUUGUCGCCAUCUAUGUACAUACAAUGUCAACCUUUAAAUUUGUAAAUAUGAUUCGUAUCGCCUACCUAUAAAUUAGUAAGACUAUAUUAAUAUAUGUAUGUCAAUGCACUUGUAAAUACAGUAUUAUAUGCAAUAUGUGUAUUUUAAGUUAUUGUAAAUAGAUAUGUAAACGAAUUUAAAGUUUAUUAUAUGUAUUGUAGUUGUUCCCACGCUAAAGCCUAUCUGAAGAGUUAGACAUAUGUAAAAGUUUAAAUAAAUUUCCCGUAAAUUAAUUUGUUUUCUUAAUUAUUUGACGUACCGUUUCAGUUUAAAAACAAAAACUUUGUUUAAAUUGACGUUGUUACUAAUUUGUCUAUUUAUUAUUCUUUCUAUUUAAAGAGACAAAGUAAUAGUAUAGAUUACGUUACGUAAUUACGUAAAUAAUAUCCAACGAAAUUGCAAAAAAAAAACCAUCAAAAUUGCAUACA